Molecule: messenger RNA, 405 nt
Organism: Arthroderma uncinatum
Lineage: Eukaryota; Fungi; Ascomycota; Eurotiomycetes; Onygenales; Arthrodermataceae
Exons: 1
Coding region: 1-405 (134 amino acids)
Source: RefSeq, a predicted model, not a curated record
AUGGCGGCCCCUCAGGCGGAAAGACACUGCUCGGACCAGCCUCCCACAGAUCGCCGCGAGCGCACACUGGGCCCCGACCUAACGAAUGUCGUCGACGGCCUGCUCCUAGAGGUGCAGACCCUGACGCGCCUACUCGACUCGGAGAAAGCGAAGUCAUCUCAGGCUGAGGCGGAGAUGCAGAGGCUCAACGCAACAAUCCAACAGCAGGCGCAGGGUGGCCGGAGGCUGGAGUGUGAAGUGGAGAAUUGGAAGUCGGUGGCACUACGCUUCCGCGAGAGCACCGCCAGAUGCCACGGUGCGGCAAACAGGGUUUUAUCUUUGUUAGAGGAGAUAAAAGAGCCGGAGUUACCUUUCACUCAGAUGCUACUGGGAGGCGAAAAUCCGCAAAACAACGUUCCCAAGUGA